GUCAUGACGAUGUCACGGUACAAUGAUACCCCGGUAACGUAAGACGGAAAAGUCAUCCCCCCCCGGCCGUCGACUACAGACCCUUAGAUAUAUCGAGAUGGAAGCCGGCUUCCGCCUGCAACAAACACCGCGGUCACAUGCUCUCAACACAAACCCACAAUUACACCUUCGCUGAUCCCACCCACAAAUUUACUAUAUCCAAAGCGCACGUCUACCGAUCAAUAGCCGUUCGGCACCUACUCGGUAUGCAAAGCCCCGAAUACGAAGAACUCCGCCAAACAGCAACAUACUGGGAAGUAACCCGUCGCCUCACCGGCGCAUGGCGUCUCCGCCGUGCACUCGACUCAAUCGGCAUUGAUCUGGUUCGGCAGAAUUUGGAGAGUGGGAAGUGGUCGUGUACGCUUUGUCAGGAUGUCCAAGCCUUCGACAAGCUUUUGGAGGAAUUCGAGGAUGCGAGGGCAGCUUUUGAGUUGGACAAGGAUCGGGCGUUCACGCCUUUCUAUCAGGUGUAUUUGAUGCGGAGAACGGAGAGGUUGGAGGAAUGUUCAUCGCGGUUGGCAUGGGUGAUCACAGCUAUUGUGCACAAAGGGCAUCUGAAGAUGGGGGAGGAGAUGUGGAGAGGUGUUGGUCCAGAUGGAUGACAUAUGCAUACGGGCAUGAUGCUUCGGUCAACGCGUACGAUUGAUUGUCGCGCAUAACAGGACGUUCGUUUAAAGAUCGUGUUCGACAUUAC
Messenger RNA from Saitoella complicata NRRL Y-17804, 733 nucleotides. RefSeq lists its product as uncharacterized. Bases 138 to 641 code for a protein of 167 amino acids. The transcript has a single exon. NCBI's taxonomy places the organism in Eukaryota, Fungi, Ascomycota, Saitoellomycetes, Saitoellales, Saitoellaceae. The record is from RefSeq and is a predicted model, not a curated record.